Messenger RNA from Pistacia vera, 745 nucleotides. RefSeq names its product NAC domain-containing protein 55-like. The record is from RefSeq and is a predicted model, not a curated record. Lineage: Eukaryota; Viridiplantae; Streptophyta; Magnoliopsida; Sapindales; Anacardiaceae. Gene Ontology annotation, biological process: regulation of DNA-templated transcription. Gene Ontology annotation, molecular function: DNA binding. The transcript is spliced from 3 exons. The coding region runs from base 1 to 723 and encodes 240 amino acids.
AUGGUGCCGACUGGGUUCAGGUUCAAUCCAACUGAUGAAGAGCUUCUCCAAAUACUAGAAACAAAAGCUUCUGGUCACCAAAUGCCUCUUCAUUUCAAUUUUAUAGUUGAAAGAAAUGUCUAUGAGCAUGAACCUCAACUUCUUCAAUGGGAACCCAGCUCGGUUGUGCCUGAUAACGAGAGAUAUUGCUAUUGUACAAGGAAAAACGAUUCUCGAGAAGUGGGAGGUCAAGGAUGGUGGAAAGCUACAAGCCACGUUAAGAAAAUUUAUGAUAAGAGCAUGAAUUUGAAAGGUUACAAAAGGCCUCUAACAUUUUACCGGUUUACUGAUAAUGAAAGAAGGCGUGACAAAGCUGUCAAAACCAAUUGGAUAAUGCAUGAGUAUAAUCUCGAGUCCUACACAACGGAAUGGAGACUUUGUAAGAUCAAAUAUAAAGGAAAACCAAGUGUGCAAGAAGAGUUGGAAAAUAUGAGAAAUGUUUACAGAUUAAGAAACGAAUUUGAAGGUGGGAGCAGUAGUAGUUCAAGAACGAAUUUGCAGCCAAAUUCUGUAAGUGAACAAGAACAGCAGCAGCCACAAGCCGGCUUUCAUGAGCUAAUAGACAAUGUCUACGAACCAAUUUUGAGUGAAAAUUUUUACUCAAAUCAUGACUAUUUGGAGCAACAAGAUGGUGAUGCAUUGGAGGAAUUGGUGUUUCCUAGUAUUUGGAGUUGGCAAAAUUAAUUAAUUAGCAUUGAGUUUAAUU